GAAAGUGCGCGUACAGACCUGACGCGGUUUUUUUACGGCAAACAGAAAUUGGGAGAAACAAACGUGGCGGAUGCUGAGGACUACGAAGACGAAUUGUUGUUACUUUUACUGCUCCACCGGCGUUUGCGUCGAAGACGGACUGUGUGGAUUCAUCCAAUCUUGGGACGAAGGCAACAACUUGGGGAAUUUCAUCGUCUCGUACAGGAACUUCGGCUAGAUGAACAGCGGUUUUUCCAGUACUUCAGAAUGACACCCGAAACAUUUGAUAACUUGUUGCAUAUCGUUGGUCCUCAUAUUUGUAAACAGACCACAAACUACAGGAACCCUAUAAGUCCACAACAGAGAUUGGCUAUCUGCUUUAGGUAAAAACAACUCAUUUAACAGGUUAUUAUUUUUGUUGUGUGAUGCCAAAAAUGGCAAUAAAUGUCCCACUCUGGCCUCUCGGAGACUAUAAAUAAUUUACUGACAAAGAAGAAACUGUAGUAUAAGGUUUGGUUGUCAACAUUGCAAAAAAAAUUAAGACUGUGUGGCAUUUGCAGGGGUUUUUUUCUUGGGCCUUCCAGGGGUAGGGGCAUUUGUAUGCUGUUCAUAUAAACUAAACUAUAUAUGAAUAUAACAUUUAAUAACAGCUUUCAUUCUGAAUGAAGGUGUUUUAUACUUGUUUAAUAAUUUAUUUGGCCAAUUUUAUAUCAUUGAAUAACAGUUUGAUAUAAAUUGGCCUGGUUCAGAAAUUAAAGAUGGAAUUCUUUUUCAUUUUCUUCAUUAAUUAUUAAAUAUUUUUCCAGAUUUUUGGCGACAGGUGAUUCAUAUAAAACCAUUGGAUUUAGUUAUCGUGUUGGUGCAUCCACUGUUGGCAGUAUUGUGUCAGAAACGUGUCACGCAAUUUGGACAUGCCUGGUAAAUCAGUGCAUGAAGGUCCCCACUGAGAAUGAAUGGCAACCUUUGGCUGAAAGUUUCAAGAAUAAAUGGAAUUUUCCAAACUGUGUGGGGGCUAUAGAUGGCAAGCACAUUACAUUUCAAGCUCCACCUAAUUCAGGUUCCCUAUACUUCAAUUACAAAGGGACAUUUUCUAUGGUUUUAAUGGCUUUAGCUGAUGCCGAUUACUGUUUUACAGUCAUUGAUAUUGGAAGUUAUGGAUCUAAUAGUGAUGGAGGGAUUUUUUUCAAAUUCACUACUGGGUCAAAGGCUGGCAGAGAUCCAAACUUAAUCUGCAUGUUCCUAUUGAUCUGCCUGGGGCUUCCUUAUUAGGUAAGGUAAACUCAAUAUGGUUUUUCUGCAUCUCACUCGAUUGAACUUAAUCGCAGGGCCACAGGUUCAAUUCCUGUCAUGGGUCCUAGUGUUGCAUGCUGUCCCCUGUUAGGUCUAAAAUUGUUAUAUUAUUCCACUCUAAUUAUCCAUCUACUAAAACCAUUAACUUUAUUCUUCUUAUUAGGUCCAAUGCCAUAUGUAAUUGUUGGAGCUGAGGCAUUUCCUCUUAAAACCUAUCUUUUGCGACCCUACCCUGGUCGAGAUCUUUCAAUUGAUAAGCGUAUAUUUAAUUACCGGCUUUCCAGAGCCCGCAGAAUCUCAGAGAAUGCAUUCGGAUUAUUGGCUCAGCGAUGGCGUAUCUUUCAGAGGCGUAUUAAUUUACACCCAGAGCAAUGUGAAAAGGUUGUUCAGGCAUGUAGUGUUCUCGACAACUACUUGCAGAAAUCUACUGGUAAUAGCACACCAAUUAAUGUUCAAGAUGAAAGAGAUAGCCUUCAAGAAUACCAAGCCAUGCAAAAUCUUACAAAUAUGGGAUGUAGAGCAUCAGCUGAUGCAUAUUCUGUUAGGGAUAAGUUUAAAGUCUAUUUUUGCAUGGGUGAUGGAGACGUUCAAUGGCAAUACACUACAGUCCAGAGAGGAUUUAACCGUAGUAUCUGAUGACAGUGGCCUAUAACAAUGUAUAACAAUAAUAACAUUAAACUGUAGAUUAAGCAUAUAAUAUUAUUACAUUAAACUGUAAAUUAAGUAUAUCAUAUUAUUAUAUUAUAUAAUUAAACUGUUUUGAUCAGUCGUAAUGGAACAUAUUUUAUUUUCGAAGGGCUAAAUUUACAAAAAAACGUUUAUAGUAAUUUUUGACUAUAAAGUGAUAACAUAAGAAUCCACAGAACAUGAUCUUGGGAAGGAGAUCUAAAACUAUAUUUGGCACUCUUUAGUUAUCAGUAUCAAAUUCAAUGUCAUACAGCACCUUCUGUAUGCGAAGUUUAGCCAGUCGCUUCUGUUGCUCUGUCAUGCGUUUUAAGGUAGGGACAAUGCUCAAGGCAAAGACUUCCUCUUCAGAUUUUCCAGUUUCAGGCUUCUUAUUUUUUGCAUCCAAAUAUUUUAUAAUUUUUUCUGAAACUUCAUCCCGUGGCUUUCGUGUCUUGUCAGCUGAUUUAGGGUGACACCCAUAGGAGUUGUUGGUCGUGAGCUAGAUGUUUUGGGUGCAUUUUCCUCUACCUCCAAAGGGAAUAAAGCAGUAUCCAUUUCAUCUUCGUGUGUACAAAGAAUGGCAGUGUUAUCUGCAGUCAAAUCUUUGUCUUCU
Paramuricea clavata is the source of this 2548-nucleotide messenger RNA. NCBI's taxonomy places the organism in Eukaryota, Metazoa, Cnidaria, Anthozoa, Malacalcyonacea, Plexauridae. The record is from the annotation of a GenBank genome assembly.